Molecule: messenger RNA, 2424 nt
Organism: Kalmanozyma brasiliensis GHG001
Lineage: Eukaryota; Fungi; Basidiomycota; Ustilaginomycetes; Ustilaginales
Product: GTP binding domain protein
Exons: 1
Coding region: 1-2424 (807 amino acids)
Molecular function (GO): GTP binding; GTPase activity
Source: RefSeq, a predicted model, not a curated record
AUGGUCAAGAAGGCGUCAAAGGCACAGAAAGCCAAACUGCGUCGAGCAGGUGGCAGUGCCGAAGAUGGCGAAGGUCGAGGCGGCAAGGCGGGUCGUGGCCGUGGGCGGGGAAGAGGGCGAGGAGGCGCUGCUGCUGCUGGAGGCAGGAUCGGUAGAUCUGGCCUGCUACCACCAGAUCAGCAGGCCGCUUUCGAAUCACGCAGACGAACAGUCCAGCUUGAGGAAUCUGCCUUCUCCAAGCUCUCGCCUCCCGUGCUGGAGCGGCUCAACAUCCUCGCCUCCUAUGCCGACCUCAGGCGACCUAUCCCCGACGAGCUCACACGGUUCGACUACUCGAGGUUCGGUCGAGCCCGGGCCGAGAAUCAUCAGCGUCUCGUGGACCAAGAGCAUAGCAAGAAGGAAGAACGAGACUCGCAUCCCCUCGCUGGCUGGCUCAACGGAAACCCGAAACCUGGCCAGAGUCGAGAUCAGGACGGCAGCUCGUCAGAAGACGAAGUCGACGAGACCGAAGACCCAGGUAUCACGGGCAUCGAAGAGACCGGCGAGCUUCGCCUCCCGAAGCGACCAAAGUGGCGAUCCGACAUGGACACCAAGACAAUCCACUCUCAGGAACAGGAAGUCUUUCGGCAGUGGCUUCGUAAGACAGAUGCCGUUGUCGAACGAGCCUUCUUCACCUCGUCGCCCAUGUUCGCCGGCUUGACCUCGCACACUCGAUCCGACGACAAGGCCGCUUUUGCCCCCUCAACGCCGUCAGCAAUGGGCGGCAGCCGUAUGGUCUCCACCAUAGCAUCGCAGGAUAGCAUCUCUCAGCUGCUCCAGCAUCGUCCGUCCCCCGGCACAUCCGUCAUCGGCAGCUUGUACGAACGCAACAUCGAGGUGUAUCGCCAGCUGUGGCGUGUUUGCGAACGCAGUGAUCUCGUAUGCGUGCUCGCAGACGCACGAUGCCCGUUGCUGCACCUUCCACCAAGUUUGAUCGGAUUCUUGGAGAGGUACAUGCGACUCAAAGUCAUCAUUGUCCUCACCAAAGCGGAUAUCGUACCCAAGGACAUCGUCGAUGCCUGGAAGGUGUAUCUCAAGCAGCUGUAUCCGAGAUGGGAGGUGGUAGCUACAGAGAGCUAUGCCAAGCUCGAGCGUAUGGAGGGGCAAGGGUCGAGGACGAGGUUCGCGCCCUAUCUAUCGCCGCAUUCGCGGAAGGACCUCUUCGCGGCACUUCGAAAGGCGCACAGCGAUCUCAUCACGCCGCCGCAGAUCGUGCGUGACGAUGCGAGAAAGAUUCAAGACUGGAAGCCGCCCUGUGCCACCGACACGGACUGGGACGGUGUCGAGCGCCGAGUUCAGCUUCACACCGAAGGCUUGCAGUCCGAAGGCGUGGCAGAGGAAUCACACGCGGAGCAGUCGCCAAAGGCCACAGAUCCGAGUGCGAGCAUGGAUCCAAAAGAGACUCGCGCUCACCUUCCCUAUCUCACCAUCGGUCUGAUCGGCCAGCCCAACGUGGGCAAAUCGAGCCUGCUCAACGCACUGUUCGGCUCGAAAGUCGUACGCGCCUCCAAGACGCCCGGCAAGACGAAGCACUUCCAGACGCACUUUAUCGUGCCCCUCUCCACCUCUUCUGCCCCAGCCGACACAGCGGACAAGCCGAAGGCGGUGGGUGAAGAGACCCACCGCGGUCAAAUCCGACUGUGCGACUCGCCCGGUCUGGUCUUCCCCAGCCUCAUCGGCAUGGAGAUGCAGGUCAUGGGAGCGAUCCUGGCCAUCUCGCAGGUGCAGGCGAUCACCUCGUGCGUGCGGUUCGUUGGGGAGCAUAUCGCAUUGGAAAAAGUGCUCCAGCUCGAGUACCCACGUGAGGAAGAUGAGGCGGAGGAGGGAAGGGAGACGUGGACGGGCGUCAAAGUGCUCGAGGCCGUGGCGAGACGGUACAUGUUCAAGACGGCCAAGGCGAACCGGUGGGAUGUGAAUCGGGCGGGGAAUUUGGUCAUGCGCGCAGUGGCCGAGGGACGCAUCAAGUGGGCGUUCCGGCCGCCGACGGGCGGGCAGAGCGAUGAGAGGAGUAUGGGCGAAGGUAUCUGGAUCCAAGAGGGACAGGAUACGACAGCUCAGGACGCGACUGUGGGUGGAACGGAUCUGCUCACGGCUCCCAACCCAGACGAUGAGGACGAACGCGAAGGAGAGGAUGAGGACGAGAAGAAGAAGAGCAGCGACGCAAGCGACGACGACGAGGCAAUCGCCAGAAAGGUCAGGUUCGACUUUGGCGCUGUCGAAAGCGAGGACGAGGAUGAUGAUGACGAAGAGGACGAAGGUACAGGUGGGCUGGGCGGAUCGACCAACUCGCUCUUCAGCGCCCUCGCCGUCGAAGAUGGAGACGAUGACGAAGAUGACGAAGAAGAGGACGAAGAAGAAGAAGUGGAUGAACCAGGAGAAGAGUAG